AUGGCGCCCAAGUACCCCGAGUUUGAGCCAUGGGGCGAUACCUUCCGACGAUGGAUGGAGCGUGCUGAUGAGCCCGGAUGUUAUAUUCCCAGAACCACAUUUACUCUCGGAAAACUCGAUCCUGCGGUCUGGCAUGCCGUUUCCAGCCCGGAGCCCCUUACAGAGGAAUGGGUGGGCUGGGCUAAUAUUUUUGGCCUAACAGUUGACGACCCAGCAAGCAGCCGACCUAUAUAUCGGGACCAAUCAGUGGUGAAAAUCAAAGGCGAGUAUACAUUCUGGAUGGGGCGAAUCGGACCUGGCGUGAUAUUCAUAGAUAAUAUCAAGAGGUCACAGAAUCCCACGAACCCUUACAUGUCCGAGUUUACCAAGGCUAUCUAUGAGUCGCAUUUUCCCUUGGAAAGCCUGAGGUGUGUUAUUGUUAGUACUGUAAUUCAAAAGGAGACCAGGCCUUUUAUUCGCGAUCAUAUUUACAAGCCCCGGGAGGGGCUUGAGUAUCCCCCUAAGGAGCCGCAGACCUGGGUGUCUCCUUCGCCGGAGUUUUGCGGUAUUCUUGGUACUCCAAUUGGUAAAGUUGUGGCAGCCUUUAUCUUAUGUGCAUAUGGUCAGGGGGUCAAGCGGAUUCCGCGGAUCGUGACAUUCCGUACUGGUAUAGCCGAAUACAACCUUCGGUUCGAUAUUGAGGAUGUCUGA
This is a messenger RNA of Penicillium egyptiacum, 690 nucleotides long. The record is from the annotation of a GenBank genome assembly. Lineage: Eukaryota; Fungi; Ascomycota; Eurotiomycetes; Eurotiales; Aspergillaceae.